Molecule: messenger RNA, 2980 nt
Organism: Wasmannia auropunctata (little fire ant)
Lineage: Eukaryota; Metazoa; Arthropoda; Insecta; Hymenoptera; Formicidae
Gene: Prp6
Product: pre-mRNA-processing factor 6
Exons: 9
Coding region: 96-2891 (931 amino acids)
Biological process (GO): mRNA splicing, via spliceosome; spliceosomal tri-snRNP complex assembly
Cellular component (GO): catalytic step 2 spliceosome; U4/U6 x U5 tri-snRNP complex
Molecular function (GO): protein binding
Source: RefSeq, a predicted model, not a curated record
AUCAUGGUGGAAGGACUUCCACCAUGGUAUAUACUCAAAGUCGACAAUCGAUGUAUUGUAGAACGGGCCUUAACAUAAACAAGUGAUACAUAAAAAUGGCGGUUCCUUCAGUUUCGCUAAAUACACGAAAUAAAAAGCAUUUUUUAGGUGUACCGGCACCAUUGGGAUAUGUUGCCGGUGUUGGUAGAGGAGCAACAGGAUUUACGACACGGUCUGAUAUUGGUCCCGCUCGAGAUGCCAAUGAUGUUUCAGACGAUAGACAUGCUCCACCCACAAAACGUACAAAAAAGAAGGAAGAAGAGGAAGAGGAUGAAGAGGAUUUGAAUGAUUCAAAUUAUGAUGAAUUUUCAGGAUAUGGAGGUUCUCUUUUUAGUAAGGAUCCUUAUGAUAAAGAUGAUGAAGAAGCAGAUGCAAUUUAUGAAGCUAUUGACAAACGAAUGGAUGAAAAACGUAAGGAAUACAGAGAGAAACGUCUCAGAGAAGAAUUGGAACGCUAUCGUCAAGAACGUCCCAAGAUUCAACAGCAAUUUUCCGAUCUGAAAAGAGAGUUGGUUAAUGUAACUGAAGACGAAUGGAAAAAUGUUCCCGAGGUGGGAGAUGCUAGAAAUCGUAAACAGCGUAAUCCAAGAGCAGAAAAAUUCACUCCGUUACCAGAUUCUGUACUGGCGAGAAAUUUAGGAGGUGAGACAUCCACCAGCAUUGAUCCAGCUAGCGGUUUGGCAUCUAUAAUGCCAGGUGUGGCAACACCCGGUAUGCUAACUCCCACAGGGGAUCUUGAUCUCAGAAAGAUUGGGCAGGCCAGAAACACAUUGAUGAAUGUCAAGUUGAAUCAAGUUUCUGAUUCUGUGGAAGGCCAAACUGUAGUUGAUCCAAAAGGAUAUCUUACAGAUUUGCAGAGCAUGAUACCUACUUAUGGUGGUGACAUAAAUGACAUAAAGAAAGCCCGAUUAUUGUUAAAAUCCGUCAGGGAGACUAAUCCUAAUCAUCCUCCUGCGUGGAUCGCAUCUGCACGUCUAGAGGAAGUGACUGGAAAGGUUCAAGCGGCAAGAAACUUGAUAAUGAAAGGAUGCGAGGUAAAUCCUAUGUCUGAGGAUCUAUGGUUGGAAGCUGCGAGAUUGCAGCCACCGGAUACGGCAAAAGCAGUAAUAGCGCAAUCUGUGCGCCAUAUUCCGACAUCCGUUAGAAUUUGGAUAAAAGCCGCGGACUUGGAGACAGAAGUAAAGGCGAAACGAAGAGUGUAUCGAAAGGCAUUGGAACAUAUCCCAAAUUCAGUGCGAUUAUGGAAAGCGGCCGUUGAGUUGGAAGAGCCCGAAGACGCACGUAUAUUGCUCAGUCGUGCGGUUGAGUGCUGUCCGACCAGCGUAGACUUGUGGCUUGCUCUUGCUAGACUGGAGACUUAUGAUAAUGCAAGAAAAGUCUUAAACAAAGCUAGAGAGAAUAUUCCAACUGACAGACAAAUCUGGACUACUGCUGCAAAACUGGAGGAAGCGAAUGGCAAUAAACACAUGGUGGAAAAGAUUAUCGAGCGUGCUAUAUCCUCGUUGAGCGCAAACGGAGUAGAGAUCAAUAGAGAACAUUGGUUUAAGGAAGCUAUGGAAGCUGAAAAAGCAGGGGCAGUACACUGUUGUCAAGUUAUCGUUAAAGCCAUUAUUGGUUUUGGAGUAGAAGAAGAAGACAGAAAACAUACUUGGAUGGAAGAUGCUGAAACUUGCGCCCAACAAGGAGCUUUGGAAUGCGCCAGAGCUGUCUACGCAUAUGCGUUAACGACAUUUCCUAGUAAGAAAUCAAUUUGGCUACGUGCCGCUUAUUUUGAAAAAACAUAUGGCACGCGGGAAUCUUUGGAAGCUUUACUACAAAGAGCAGUUGCUCAUUGUCCCAAGAGUGAAGUGCUUUGGCUGAUGGGUGCAAAAUCAAAGUGGCUGGCUGGUGACGUACCAGCAGCUAGAGGUAUUUUAUCUCUUGCAUUUCAAGCUAAUCCAAAUUCCGAAGAAAUUUGGCUGGCAGCAGUGAAACUCGAAUCUGAAAACUCAGAAUAUGAGAGAGCGCGACGUUUAUUGGCCAAAGCCAGAGCAUCCGCUCCGACGCCUAGAGUGAUGAUGAAAAGCGCCAAGUUGGAAUGGGCUCUUAAUAAUCUUGAUGCAGCGUUGCAUUUAUUAAAAGAAGCUCUCGAAGCCUUUGAUGACUUCCCCAAAUUGUGGCUAAUGAAAGGUCAAAUUGAAGAACAACAGGGAUACUUAGACAAAGCGAUAAAUACGUAUAAUCAAGCGAUAAAAAAAUGUCCAAAUUCGAUACCUUUGUGGCGUUUGUUGGCACGAUUGGAGCAUAAGAAAAACCAAGUGACCAAAGCGCGUUCAGUUUUGGAGAAAGCGAGACUUAAAAAUCCUAAAAAUGCAGAAUUAUGGCUGGAAGCUAUACGGAAUGAAUUGAAAAAUGGUGGCGCACGUGAUAUGGCAAAUACACUAAUGGCUAAGGCACUACAAGAAUGUCCCACAUCCGGAUUACUCUGGGCAGAGGCAAUUUUUAUGGAACCUCGACCUCAACGGAAAACUAAAAGUAUCGAUGCCACUAAAAAAUGCGAACAUGAUCCACAUGUUCUUCUGGCAGUAUCCAAACUAUUUUGGUGCGAACACAAGAUUUCAAAGUGUAGAGAUUGGUUCAAUAGGACGGUGAAAAUUGAUCCAGAUUUAGGAGACGCCUGGGCCUAUUUUUACAAAUUUGAAUUACUGAAUGGUACGGAAGAGCAGCAAGAAGAUGUAAAAAAGAGAUGUAUCGCUGCAGAACCCCAUCAUGGUGAAAAUUGGUGCAAAAUUUCCAAAAAUAUAGCAAAUUGGUGUCUAAGUACAGAUCAGAUCUUAGUAUUAGUUGCAAAAGAAUUACCAAUUCCUAUAUAAAAUAAAAAUUAUUGUGACAAGUUAGAACGCAACUAUCAUAAACUUAGCUAUAUGUAAGUUUGUAAAUAAAUCUGAAAAAAAAAUUUCAA